AUGGCAGGAUUUGGAGGAAUACAGGGGCCACUACCAGUGUUUGAUGGGAAGCAGUUUGAAGACUGGCACAUCAAAAUGCAAGCCAUUUUUGGCUUCCAGGAUGUUUCACAGUGUGUCAGCCCAAAGAUCUUCAACAAGAUCUCCAAGGCUGCUACUGCUAAGGAGGUAUGGGACAUCUUAGUGAAGACUUAUGGUGAUGGAGACAGAAACAUAAAGGUGAAAUUGCAGGCACUGAGAAGGCAAUUUGAAAUUCUAGUCAUGGAUGAGAGUGAAACCGUGGCUGAGUACUUUGAUAAGGUACAAGAAUUAGUGAAUAAGAUGAGGGUUUGUAAAGAUGGGAUAUCUGAUGAGUACAUUGUUGACAAGAUCCUGAGAACUUUAUCAUCCAGAUUUGAUAAUGUUGUGGUUGCAAUAGAGGAAACUCGAAGGAAGGAAACCAUGGAGAUAGAGGAACUGUUGAACUCAUUAGAGGCUCAUGAAUUUCGUAUUAAUGAACGCAGACAAUGCCAGGAGCAGGCCCUGCAGGCCAGAUCUCAGUGGAAAGGCAAGAAGGUGUUCAAGAAAGGAGGAAAAGGUGGUAAGAAGGGCAAAGAUUCACAGGACCAGCAAGGAGAAGAGUCCGGUGAAUCAAGCAAGAUGAAGAAUCAGAAGAAUGGUGCUAAGAACAAACCAAAGAAGAGGGCUAAUUUGGCUCAAGAGGAGGAAUCUGAUUCAGAACCAGUAAUGUUGAUGGCUAAAACUGAAGAAAAUUCAUUAGAGAAAGAUGUGUGGUACCUAGAUACUGGGUGCUCUACCCACAUGACAGGGAGAAAAGACUGGUUUGUGAGAAUUCAAGAUGCUGCACAAGGAAAAAUUCGAUUUGCUGAUGACAGGAGUUUGGUGGCAGAGGGUACAGGCAGAGUUGUUAUAAGGGAUGCAGGAGGAAAAGAAGUUACAAUUGAAGAGGUAUUGUAUGUACCAGGCUUGAAAUCAAAUCUGCUAAGCUUGGGGCAGCUAUUGUAG
Vigna angularis (adzuki bean) is the source of this 1002-nucleotide messenger RNA. RefSeq lists its product as uncharacterized. The record is from RefSeq and is a predicted model, not a curated record. The transcript is spliced from 3 exons. Lineage: Eukaryota; Viridiplantae; Streptophyta; Magnoliopsida; Fabales; Fabaceae. The coding region runs from base 1 to 1002 and encodes 333 amino acids.